GUCGCGUCCGCGGUUUAAAUCUCGCGCAGGCGCGCUUGCUAGCUGUCACUAUGCGGGUGCUUGUAGGUGGCGGCACGGGAUUCAUUGGGACAGCCCUAAGCCAGCUGCUGAAAGCCAAGGGCCACGAGGUCAAAGUGAUCUCCAGACAGCCAGGCCUGGGGCGAAUCACGUGGAGUGAGCUCAGUAGAUCGGGGCUGCCCCUCUGCGAUGUUGUCAUCAACCUGGCUGGAGAGAACAUCCUGAACCCUCUGCGAAGAUGGAAUGAAAGCUUCCAAAAAGAGGUUCUUAGCAGCCGCCUGGACACCACCCACUUGCUAGCUAAAGCCAUCGCCAAAGCUGCACAGCCACCUCAGGCUUGGAUACUAGUCACAGGUGUAGCUUACUACCAGCCAAGCCUGACUGAGGAGUACGAUGAAGACAGCCCAGGAGGGGAUUUUGACUUUUUCUCCAACCUGGUAACCAAAUGGGAAGCAGCAGCCAGGCUUCCUGGAGAGUCUACACGCCAGGUCGUGGUACGUUCAGGGGUUGUGCUGGGCCGUGGGGGCGGUGCCAUCAGCCACAUGCUCCUGCCCUUCCGCCUGGGUUUAGGAGGCCCCAUUGGUUCAGGUCACCAGUUCUUCCCCUGGAUACACAUUGGUGACCUGGCAGGAAUUCUGAACCAUGCACUUGAAGCAAACCAUGUCCACGGAGUACUGAAUGGAGUGGCUCCAGCAUCUACGACAACCAAUGCCGAGUUUGCCCAGGCCUUGGGUGCUGCCCUGGGCCGCCCCGCCUUCAUACCUGUGCCCAGCACCGUGGUACAAGCCAUCUUUGGACGAGAACGUGCCAUUAUGCUGUUGGAAGGCCAGAAGGUGGUCCCUCGGCGGACGCUGGCCACUGGCUACCAGUAUUCCUUCCCCGAGUUGGGGGCCGCUUUGAAGGACGUUGUAGCCUGAGUGGAGAAGCCCCAAGGCAGGAGCUGGGGCCUGCCCCUGCACUCUGAGAAGUAGGGCCGGUGGUCCCCGUACUUGAAACCAGAAGCCAUCUGCGUCUUAGACCCUGUCCCCCUCACUGUCUUCCCAUGUUCUGUUGACCCACCCCAUCUGAGAAACUCUAGUCUCAAGGAUGCAAUGUCAUUCUAAGCUUAACCUCUUCAACUUCUUGUGGUUUCUGUGUCACGUUGGUGCCCUGGUUGUCCUACAUGCUGUGUAGACAGAGUUCUUCAGUUAUGGCAAUAAAGAUAGAUUAUGUCACUA
Messenger RNA from Apodemus sylvaticus (European woodmouse), 1235 nucleotides. RefSeq names its product short chain dehydrogenase/reductase family 39U member 1 (gene Sdr39u1). The transcript is spliced from 6 exons. The record is from RefSeq and is a predicted model, not a curated record. Bases 51 to 935 code for a protein of 294 amino acids. Lineage: Eukaryota; Metazoa; Chordata; Mammalia; Rodentia; Muridae.